AUGAACAGGUACAGCGUCUCUACCACGGCUGCGUCUGUGACCACUGACUGCCAGGAGGUGUACGUCCCUAACGAGGUCUUCCUGGUGGUUGGGGUACUGAGUCUGGCUGAGAAUCUCCUGGUAGUGCUUGCCGUGAUAUGCACGCCUAAACUCCACUCUCCUAUGUACCUGUUCAUCUGCAAUCUAGCUGCCUUCAACACCCUGUCCAGUCUGUGCAUGGCCUGGGAGAGCAUCAUGCUAGCCUUCUCUGCUGCUGGCCACUUGGACACGCGGGGGACAUUGGAGCGUCACCUUGACGAUGUGACGGACUCUCUGCUAUGCACGUCCUUUCUGGGUUCUUUCUGCAGUUUCCUGGUGAUUGCCGUGGACCGCUACAUUACUAUAUUUCAUGCUCUGCGGUAUCACGUCAUUGUGACGUGCCGACGGGCAAUCGUGGUGCUAGGGAUGACCUGGGCACUGUGUGGCACCAGUGGAGCACUUAUGAUAAGGUUCUCUCACACCACCACUACUGCCAUGGUGACCUUCAUCAUCAUGUUUCUGCUGGCGCUGCUCCUCAUCCUCCCCCUCUAUGGACACAUGUUUCUUCUUGCGCGGAAACAUGCAGGACACAUCGCUUCUUUACCAGGUGCUACAGGAGCAGGAAGAGCUCGCCUCCCCGGCUGGAGGAGCAUGCAGGCAGCCGUGACGCUCUCCAUCCUAUUCGGUGUAUUUAUGGUGUGCUGGGCACCUUUCUUCCUGCACCUGUUGUUGUUAAUGCUGUGCCCACAGGACCCGUACUGUGAAUGCUAUCGUUCCUUGUUUCAGCUGCACCUUCUGCUGUCGGUCAGCCAUGCGGUGAUUGACCCCACAAUCUAUGCCUUCCGCAGUCAAGAACUCCGACGCUCAUUUCGGAGGAUGUUGCGAUACCCAAUUCUGAGGAUAUAAAGUCAUGUUUCCAAGCAUGCCUACUAGCACCAUCAUUCAUCAGUCAACUUUCACAGUUACUAUGAAAGCAGAGACGUAAGUCAUAUGACCGUCUAUUCAACUCCAACAGUCUCAAGUGUACACACCCAGGCAUACAACUUCGGCACAGGCAUCACUUACUCAAUGUGUUAUUGUACUGGUUUUUAGAAAAUUG
Clupea harengus (Atlantic herring) is the source of this 1117-nucleotide messenger RNA. RefSeq names its product melanocortin 2 receptor (gene mc2r). Lineage: Eukaryota; Metazoa; Chordata; Actinopteri; Clupeiformes; Clupeidae. Gene Ontology annotation, molecular function: melanocortin receptor activity. The record is from RefSeq and is a predicted model, not a curated record. Gene Ontology annotation, biological process: G protein-coupled receptor signaling pathway. Gene Ontology annotation, cellular component: membrane.